This is a messenger RNA of Asterias rubens (European starfish), 8614 nucleotides long. Its product is annotated as serine-rich adhesin for platelets-like. The record is from RefSeq and is a predicted model, not a curated record. Lineage: Eukaryota; Metazoa; Echinodermata; Asteroidea; Forcipulatida; Asteriidae. The coding region runs from base 174 to 6827 and encodes 2217 amino acids. The transcript has 83 exons.
GACUGUAUUGCAGAGGGAGCAUUUCGCCAGGGGGAUUGUGUGUUAAACGUCAACAGAUUCGUUUAAAUUGAUGUAUAUUGACACAAGAAAGACAAACUUCUUAACCCUUGAUUGACGGGGGGAAACUGCCUUUUCAGAUCGGUGCCGUUGGGGUGCCAUUGUGAGCUAUCAAGAUGUUUCAACUUCUCCUACUUAUCAUGGUCACUGUACCCGCGUCGUCAUUGGUGCAAAGUGACGUUGCUGAUAUGACUUGCGGCGUUAUAAGGGAGACGGGACACAGUGAGGAAUUUAUGUGGGAUCUUCCCCAACUUCAUAACGACCCAGUUGUAGUUGAAUUUUCUGUCUACGCAAAGAGUGAAGUUUACCUUGCCUUAACAGACGAACCGGGCCCUAAUUUGCCAGCUAAAGCAACUGUAUAUUACAUUGUGAUUGGUGGGGAUGGGAACACUGCUUCUUACAUCUCACGGUGUAGGGGCUGUCAACCACUGACUCCAGCAUCGACUGAAGUACUACAGUGCGACCGUCUUAACAACUACUGGCUCCACUUCGAAGACGGCUUCAUCAAGCUUGGCUUACGAGGAAAGCUUGAACCAAUCACAACGUACGAGGUUCCUGAAAAAGACUUCCAGCCCCGGUAUUUGGGAUACUCCUCCAACAUGCUGAGCCAGGGGAUGUUCACUUUCUCCUUCGAUAAAUUUGGAUAUCAUACCUACAGUGAGCACGUGUACUAUACAGGCGAAGCGUUCUGCCUCGACUGGUUCUUGAAAGAAAUCCCAGUAGGGGUUAAACAGUUUUGUUUCCAAGCCCAGGUAGAGCAAGGACCGAUUUACGUUGUUUUGAGCCCUCAGCGAUUCAGAAAUCCUGGUGAAAUAGCUUACGAAAUAGUGAUUGGAGAAGAAGAAAAUAGCAAGACUUUCGUCUUCGACAAAGUUCGUUCCGGGGAGCAAGCAAUCAAGGAAGUUUUCACCCCUUCAGUUUUAAAUCCAAACAGUUUCGUAGAGUACUGUUUUACUUUCAAUGAGAAGGUGAUUACUUUCGGCCCCGCGAGUAGAAGAGAUUUGGUGGUUUGGGUGAGAGACGAGUCUAUUCAAAUCAAACAUGUCGGAUUCGCAGGAAGUAAGAAACCGGCCCAGUUCUUGUUUCCCGUGGACUUCAUUCCUUCAUAUUACCAAGGCGUUAUCGACUUACCGCCAGAAUCACCCGCCGGGUCAGAUAAAUGCUUGGAGAAACCGUGUGCAGAAAACGGUAAAUGUUAUGUUGACCAUUCGUUCAGCCACGGUUACAGAUGCGAAUGUUCUAAUGGGUACACCGGGAAAAACUGCGAUAUACUUCCACCGGAAACUGUACCGGCGGUCGAGGAGUCAGCUGUCAAAUCGACUAAGGCUCCUGAAAAAAGGCCUACACCUAAGCCCGAUACAACACCGCCGACUAUCGAUUGCAAUGUUGAGCUCGGGGACAACUAUGUGACAUCAGCAGAUUCAAAGACGAUGCAAGUUCCGUUUAGUUUUCCACGGGCCGAAGAUAAUGCGGACAAAAACCCAUACGUCGUGUGUGUUCCAUCUUCUAACAGUGAAUUCCCCCUUGGUACUUCCACGGUGAAGUGUACUGCUACUGACAAAUCUGGAAACGAAGCGACAUGCGACUUUGAAGUCGAAGUGAGGAAUUCCUGUGCAAACAAUCCUUGUGGACUUCACGGUACUUGCGUAGUUGAAGUGUUUGAACCUUCACAAUUCAACUGUGUAUGCACCGAUGAUUACGAAGGGAAAUUAUGCCAAGAGGCACCACAGGUUGAUGAGGAGGAAGAAUUUACAGAGGAAGAAUUUGGAGAGGAAGAUACCACACCGCCGACUAUCGAUUGCAAUGUUGAGCUCGAUGACAACUAUGUGGUAUCAGCAGAUUCACAAAUGAUGCAAGUUCCAUUUAGUUAUCCAGAAGCCACAGAUAAUUCAGGCGUAAACCCAAGCGUCGUUUGUGUGCCCACUUAUAAUAGCGAAUUCGCUGUUGGUUCCUCUACGGUGAAGUGUACCGCUACCGACGAAUCUGGAAAUGGAGCGACAUGCGACUUGAUAGUCGUGGUGAAAAAUUCCUGUGAAAACAAUCCUUGUGGACUACACGGAACUUGCGUAGUUGAUGUGAUUGAACCUUCAGAAUUCAACUGUGUAUGCACCGAUGAUUACGAAGGGGAUCUUUGCACAACCGCACCAGAGGUUGAUGACGAGCUGGAAAUAGAGUUAAGUGAUUACAAAACGACUAAGGCUCCUAAGCGGAGGACGACUACCCCCCUCCCAGACACAGUCGCACCUAAAGUAACUUGCCCAGUAGAUAUGUCAGAGCAAAUAGACGAUGGAAAUAGUAGAAAGCGACUGACGUGGGAUGUCUCUGCAAUUGAUGACGUCGAUGGAGACGUCGAUGUCAAAUGCAACCCGAGAUCGGGCUCGAGGUUUAAAAUCGGCACAAAAGAAGUCCAAUGCUAUGCCGUUGAUGGCGCUGGAAAUAGAGGGGAGUGUACAUUCGAGGUCAAAGUUGAAGAUACAACACCGCCUACCAUCGAUUGCAAUGUUGAGCUCGAAGACAACUAUGUGGUAUCAGCAGAUUCACAGACGAUGCAAGUUCCGUUUACUCUUCCAGAAGCCAAAGAUAAUUCGCGCGGAAAGCCAAACGUUGUCUGUUUUCCAUCUUCUAACAGUGAAUUCUCCGUUGGAACUUCCACGGUGAAGUGUACUGCUACUGACAAAUCUGGAAACGAAGCCACAUGCGACUUAAUAGUCGAGGUGAAAAAUUCCUGUGAAAACAAUCCUUGCGGACUACACGGAACUUGCGUAGUUGAUGUGCUUGAACCGUCAGAAUUCAACUGUGUAUGUAUCGAUGAUUACGAAGGGGAAUUAUGCACAAAGGCACCAGUGGUUGAGGAACCGGUGGUAGAGGAGUCUGAUGUCAAGUCAUCAACAAAAGCUCCUGGACGGAGCUCGACUACCCCCAAACCCCCUAAGCCAGACACAGUCGCACCUAAAGUAACUUGCCCAGUAGAUAUGUCAGAGCAAAUAGACGAUGGAAGUAGUAGAAAGCGACUGGCAUGGGAUGUCUCUGCCAUCGAUGACGUCGAUGGAGACGUCGAUGUCAAAUGCAACCCGAGAUCGGGUUCGAGGUUUAGAAUUGGCACAAAAGAAGUCCAAUGCUAUGCCGUUGAUGGCGCUGGAAAUAGAGGGGAGUGUACAUUCGAGGUCAAAGUUGAAGAUACAACACCGCCAACCAUCGAUUGCAGUGUUGACAUGGAAGACAACUAUGUGACAUCAGUAGAUUCACAGACGAUGCAAGUACCUUUUAGUUUUCCACGGGCCAAAGAUAAUUCGCGCGGAAAGCCAAACGUUGUCUGUGUUCCCUCUUCUAACAGUGAAUUCCCCCUUGGUACUUCCACGGUGAAGUGUACAGCUACUGACGAAUCCGGAAACGAAGCGACAUGCGACUUGGUAGUCGAGGUGAAAAAUUCCUGUGAAAACAAUCCUUGUGGACUACACGGAACUUGCGUGGUUGAUGUGUUUCAACCUUCAGAAUUCAACUGUGUGUGCAUCGAUGAUUACGAAGGGGAAUUAUGCACAAAGGCACCAAAGGUUGAUGAGGAGGAAUAUUUUUUUGAGGAAGAACCGUUGGUCGAGGAAUCAGAUGUCAAAUCAUCCACCAAAGCUCCUGGACGGAGCUCAACUACUCCUAAGCCCCCUAAGCCAGAUGUUGAUGAAGGGGAGACUUUUACAACUUCAGGAGAUUCUUCACAGGAGAUCAAGAGGACUUUGGAUACGAAAGUAAUCAGUGCCUUUGAAAUAUCUCCAUUCGACGAUAAGGUAUCAAAGGAGUUCCAAAUCGGUUGUGAAAUCGGCGAGUUCAAACUUGAUGUCAAUAGUGAAACCUUUUCACUCAAAAACGGCAAAGGCGAAGUGGUGGACUCUGAGACCACGCCUGAAACUUCGGGUAGUCUAAAGUUCUCAAUUGAAAUUACCGAGUCAGCUUUCAUAAUUAGCUACAUCUUGGACCAAGACUUCACUACCCUUAUCGAAUACUCGCCUCCUGGAAGGGAGGAUGGCAUGGAAUUGAACUGCAAGGCUUUCACCGUUAAGAACGUGGAUAAGCGUCGUCAGCGAGGUUGUCAGAUUAAAUACACCAAGAUCACUCAACACAAAUGGAGGAGCUACCAUAGGAAACCGAGACGAACAAGGACUCGAAACAUCGAGAAGGGAGAAACGUACGUUCGUAAAACCAGCGAUGAAAAGACCAGGCAGAGACGACCGAGAACGGACCGAACAAAGACGCGGACAAUCGAGAAGGGAGUGAGUGAACGCAAGAAAAGUAGCAGUGGAUCGAAUUCAGGGUCAAGUUCUGAAGAGAAUAAAGCCAUAUCUGUUGGAGAUACACAGGUUCUUCCAACCAACGGUCAAACGAGCGGCCAGAGACGACGACCGAGAACGGACCGAUCAAAGACGCGGACAAUCGAGAAGGGAGUGAGUGAACGCAAGAAAAGUAGCAGUGGAUCGAAUUCAGGGUCAAGUUCUGAAGAGAAUAAAGCCAUAUCUGUUGGAGAUACACAGGUUCUUCCAACCAACGGUCAAACGAGCGGCCAGAGACGACGACCGAGAACGGACCGAUCAAAGACGCGGACAAUCGAGAAGGGAGUGAGUGAACGCAAGAAAAGUAGCAGUGGAUCGAAUUCAGGGUCAAGUUCUGAAGAGAAUAAAGCAAUAUCUGUUGGAGAUACACAGGUUCUUCCAACCAACGGUCAAACGAGCGGCCAGAGACGACGACCGAGAACGGACCGAUCAAAGACGCGGACAAUCGAGAAGGGAGUGAGUGAACGCAAGAAAAGUAGCAGUGGAUCGAAUUCAGGGUCAAGUUCUGAAGAGAAUAAAGCAAUAUCUGUUGGAGAUACACAGGUUCUUCCAACCAACGGUCAAACGAGCGGCCAGAGACGACGACCGAGAACGGACCGAUCAAAGACGCGGACAAUCGAGAAGGGAGUGAGUGAACACAAGAAAAGUAGCAGUGGAUCCAAUUCAGGGUCAAGUUCUGAAGAGAAUAAAGCCAUAUCUGUUGGAGAUACACAGGUUCUUCCAACCAACGGUCAAACGAGCGGCAAGAGACGACGACCGAGAACGGACCGAACAAAGACGCGGACAAUCGAGAAGGGAGUGAGUGGACGCCAGAAAAGUGGCAGUAGAUCGAGUUCAGGGUCAAGUUCUGAAGAAAAAAAUGCCAUAUCUGUUGGAGCAACGGUAAACAAGAACACAGAUGUAACUACUAGGAGACGAACACCAGCUGCAAAGGUCAAAAGCUCAUCGGCUACAUUGGUCUCAGGAGAUACAGAACAGGUAGAUUGGACUCAGAAAAAGUUUGAAGUCAACUUUGAGGAUAGAGUCGAGGAUUUUCUCGACUUGACGUUUCAAGAUGGCAAAGUAUUGAGAAUCGAUGUAAUCAGAACAAAAAUGAGCAUCAAAGAUGAGAGUGGUAAAGAACUGAACUCAGAAUCGCUACAAGGAAAAGUCCGGGACAACCGUUUGGUAUUCACAAUCUUCUUGAUAACUGGAGGUGUAGAAAUCAAACUGGAAGGUGAACAACGAGUGUUCCUGGAGUAUGUUACGCAGGGUAGGAAGUCCAAAUGCACAAGAGUUAGAGAGACAUAUACAAGAACCAAAUCGACUGGACAAAGCAGUGACAGGCGAACGAGGUCAGAUACAUAUGUUAAGACCAGCAGUCAAAGGCUCAGGCAGAGACGAAGGGGUGAAGGUAGCAGUGGAAGAAGCAGUGGAUCAACUUCAGGGUCAAGUUCUGAAGAGAAGAAAGCCAUAUCAGUUGGAGCAACAGUAAACAAGAACACAGGUGUAACUACUAGAAGACGAGCACCAGCUGCAAGUUCAUCGGCUACAUUGGUCUCAGGAGAUACAGAACAGGUAGAUUGGACUCUGAAAAAGUUUGAAGUCAACUUUGAGGAUAGAGUCGAGGAUUUCCUCGACUUGACGUUUCAAGAUGGCAAAGUAUUGAGAAUAGAUGUAAUCAGAACAAAAAUGAGCAUCAAAGAUGAGAGUGGUAAAGAACUGAACUCAGAAUCGCUACAAGGAAAAGUCCGGGACAACCGUUUGGUAUUCACAAUCUUCUUGAUAACUGGAGGUGUACAAAUCAAACUGGAAGGUGAACAACGAGUGUUCCUGGAGUAUGUUACGCAGGGUAGGAAGUCCAAAUGCACAAGAGUUAGAGAGACAUAUACAAGAACCAAAUCAACGGUACAACAGGGAUCAAGGCGCCGUGUUUACAGUCGACAAAGAGGCGGUGAAGGUGGCAGUGGAAGUAGGGGUGGAUCAAAUUCAGGGUCAAGUUCUGAAGAGAAUAAAGCCAUAUCUGUUGGAGCAACGGUAAACAAGAACACAGAUGUAUCUACUCGAAGACGAACACCAGCUGCAACGGUUCAAAGUUCAUCAGCUACAUUGGUCCCAGGAGAAAUGCAACAGGUGGAUUGGACUCAGAAAAAGUAUGAAGUCAACUUUGUUGAUAAAAUCGAGGAUAUCCUUGACUUGACGUUUCAAGAUGGUAGCGUUUUGACAAUUGAUGUCACCAGAACAAGAAUGGCCAUCAAAGAUCAGAGUGGUAAAGAACUGAAAUCGGAAUCGCUACGAGGAAAAGUCCGGGACAACCGUUUGGUAUUCACAAUCUACUUGAUAACUGGAGGUGUAAAAAUCAAACUGGAAGGUGGACAACAAACUUUCCUGGAGUAUGUUAAGGCGGGAAGAACGUCCAAGUGCAACAGAGUGAGAGAGUCGUACAAAUCAUCAUACAGAAGAUACCUUUAAAACGAAUGGUUUAGAGACGACUUCUGGAGUCUUCAGUACCGAAUUUCAGGAGUUUUUGAGAAACAACGAAAGAUCGCUUGAAGGACAUACUUCUUGGUGACGGUUUUGUUUUCUUUUAAUAUUUUAAUUAAGAAUACACGAUUGGGUAAAAUAAUAUUGGCUACGGUGAAAUAAUUUUAAAGUAAUAAUUACAAUGUAUACAUAUAUUAGUUCUUUUAACAUUAGACUACAGUACACAAUUAGAGGGAGAAUAAAAUUUUCAAUUUUAAGAGCAUUGGGUUUAAUUAAAAAGUUGUAAUAAAACAGCAACGGUUGUCUUGUUCACAUUGCUUAACGGUCAAUAUAACUCAGUUACGUGGAUCAAUCUGUACGUUUUACAUAAAAACGUUAUCGAAUUUGUAUGACAUUUUUUUAGAACACGCUCAUAAGGUUUCUUAUCCUGAGACAUCAUUCAAAAGAUGGAUAUACUCUUGGUGUCUUGUUUGGUACCUGAAGGGUACUCGUACACGGUUUAGCUUUGGUGUAAUGCCAUGUUUUAGCCUAUGGCCCAAUUUUAUAAAACCUGUCAGCACGAAAACUUGCUAAGCACAGAAAAGUGUUGCUCAACAGAAACAGGUUACCAGCCAAAAUUAUAUUAGGAUUACACUUAUGUGACUGGCGCCCCCCUCAUUUUUUGCUACGGAAAGAAGAUUGUCAAGCAGUAUUUUCUGCUUAAAAGCUUCAAGAGUUGUUGUAUAUCGACCCCCAAAAAGUGACAAAUUUGAAAUUGUUAAAAAUGAACCUGAUAAUUCCCAAAACCUACUUUAGUUCGCACUUUCCCAUACGUAAAUUAAUUUAAAGUUACGUAACGUGCCUGUCAGAGGGUUAAGGUGAGUGACGGACAAUUACAAUCGCAGAUAUUCUUGCAAAAGUAUAUCGUUGGGAAAGGUGUUUAAAAUCAAUGUAGUAAUGCAACUAUCUGAAUUUACCUCAACUUGUGUUUUGCUCACUAGACAAACCAUGGAAUUGCCCUGAUAUCGCCGACGGGGGCGUUAUUAUUAUUAUGGCAACGAGAUAACUCGGGAAUGUCUUGACGAUCGAUAAGAAACACCAGAGUGACCUGGAUUUAUAUUUACCUUAUUUGCCAUUUUGACUUGCUUGAUGAAUGUUUCGUUACUUUAUAGUUAUCUACGAAUAAUUGGUUAGGUGUACACUUUGGCUUUUUAAACUAAAUGUAUAGUUAAAAAGAAAAUAUAUAUGAAGAUUAUAAUGUAAUUUAGCCUAAUAAUGUGUUUUAGUAAAAUGAAAGAAGUCGAUUUUGAAACAAAUUCUUGAAACAAUUAUAAUUGAAUAAAAGCAAUGGAAAGUUCGCUUUUUCUAUCAACAUGUAUAGAAACUAAUGCUUUCCGCAUACGCAUACGUUUAGUAUCUGAUUAUAGACAUUACAUUGGUAUGACAGGAAAUGAUGACAUGUCAACUAGUCAUAGUGAGAGUGCUCAGGAGGGAACUUUCACAUUAUUGCAUUGAUGAAACUUGGACUGGUUGAUGAAACGCCUAAUCAAAGCCCGUACUUACCUUGUGAUGUUUGUUAACAGAAUUGCUAUUUUGAUUGUAUUUAUUGUUGUUUUGUUUCGGGAUUGUUAUUUCUUCCAGUAAACAUUACUCUCCAAGCAGUUGAUUCAAAUUCAGAUUGGUGUUUAACGGUGAAAAAUCAAGUAAAACAAAUACUUAUAAGGGCGUAGUUUAAGGUAUAGAAGCAAUAAGAUCUAUGAAUGAUGCUUUUAUUAAACCAUCACUUUGCAGAUUAA